AUGCGCUGGCAGGUGGCCCCGUUGGCUCUGCCGUUUUGCCUAUUAUGGCAGGCAUCAGCGUUUCCUCUGGCUCAUUCUAACGCCGCGUCACUUCUGGACAUAUCAAUUUCAGACUUGAGCGCGCUUCUGCAGAGCGGCGCUAUCACUAGCUACGAUCUUGUUGAGCUAUACUUCCAGCGUAUCGAGGAUGUCAAUGCAGAACUGAACGCAGUCAUCGAAAUCAGCCAAAAUGCAUUGGAUGUGGCCAGACAGCGUGACGAUGAGCGUGCUGCUGGCAACCUCAGGGGUCCACUACACGGGAUCCCAAUCCUAGUAAAGGACAACUACGCUACAACCGACGAUCUGCAGACUGGUGCUGGAAGCGUAUGUCUUGCCAAAGCACGACCAUGGGAAGAGGCCACUGUUAUCGUCAAAUUACGGCAAGCUGGGGCUAUCAUCAUCGGCAAGACGAACCAGGCCGAAUUCUCCGGUGGCCGCGGCUCUAACAGCACGGCAGGUUGGAGUCCUCGGGGAGGGCAGACUUUUGGCGCAUAUGUUCAGAACCAGACGGCCUGCGGCAGCUCCAGUGGAAGUGGUGUAUCUGCCUCGCUGGGCCUUGCAGCUGGUACUCUCGGUACCGAGACCGCUGGCAGCAUCACUUGUCCCGCGUUCAUGAAUAACGUUGUUGGCAUCAAGCCUACGGUCGGGCUGACAUCCCGUUAUGGCGUUGUCCCGUUGACGGCCAGACAAGACACAACAGGCCCGCUGACACAGAGCGUCGCCGAUGCCGCUCUAAUUCUAGAGGUCAUUGCAGGCAAGGAUCCGAGGGACAAUUACACACUAUCGCAGCCAUGGAGUACGCCUCCUCGUUACACGCAAGUUCUGAACGCCUCGGCCCUAGAGGGGAAACGCAUUGGAGUGAUACGGACCGACGAGCCAAUCUUGGACAAGUCCUUGUUCGUCAAUUAUGAUGAAAUACAGGUGGUGUUUGACGCCGCCUUGAUAUCGCUUGAAGUUGCCGGAGCACAGCUCGUCAAUGUCAAGCCAGAAGGGUUCACUGGCUCACUACUCAAUGCGACAAACCUCGUGCAAGGUAACAUGACCUUAUACGGCAGGCCUGAUUACAAGGAGUCAUUGACGAAGUACCUUGACAACACUAUUCAUGACGCACAGAGCCCUCAAAACCUAACUCAGUUGAUCGAAUGCAUCAGGACAGAUCCCUCAGAAGAAAUCGAUCGAGUCAACAUAGACUCUCUUGAGAAGAUUGCCGCGUGGAACAAGACUGCUGACGGACAGGAGGCUUGGGAAGCCUACAAUGCAGCCAAGGAGUUGGCGAGAACUAUACUAUUGGGAUCCGUGAAGAGAGAAGGCUUGGACGCCAUUGUCACGCUGCUGGACGUUGCCCUGAUAUUUGCAGCCCCAACAGGUCUCCCCAUAGUCACUGUUCCAAUGGGUUCUCUCGGUCAGAAUGCUACCGUAAUCUGGGAUGAGAGUGGUACGCUCAUAGAGAGCGCGCCGGGAAUGCCUCUGGGGCUUAGUUUUGUGGCAGACCGGUGGGAAGAAGAAGCGCUUAUCGGUUAUGCAUAUGCAUUUGAGCAAGUCUCCAAGGCGCGGGGCGAGCUGAAACCUUGGAUCAAGCCUGGACAUGAUCUAGAACUGAUCCUUCGAAAACCCAGGUCUGCAGAACUAAGAUGA
This is a messenger RNA of Truncatella angustata, 1674 nucleotides long. Its product is annotated as amidase signature domain-containing protein. The coding region runs from base 1 to 1674 and encodes 557 amino acids. The transcript has a single exon. The record is from RefSeq and is a predicted model, not a curated record. NCBI's taxonomy places the organism in Eukaryota, Fungi, Ascomycota, Sordariomycetes, Amphisphaeriales, Sporocadaceae.